Messenger RNA from Gadus chalcogrammus (walleye pollock), 573 nucleotides. RefSeq names its product histone H2A. Gene Ontology annotation, cellular component: nucleosome. Bases 56 to 439 code for a protein of 127 amino acids. The transcript has a single exon. Lineage: Eukaryota; Metazoa; Chordata; Actinopteri; Gadiformes; Gadidae. The record is from RefSeq and is a predicted model, not a curated record. Gene Ontology annotation, molecular function: DNA binding; protein heterodimerization activity; structural constituent of chromatin.
GCCGGCGUGCUCGUAGAAGCAUUAUACUUUGAAUUUCACCAGAAUUUAAAUCAAUAUGUCUGGAAGAGGCAAAACCGGCGGAAAAGCAAGGGCCAAGGCUAAGACCCGCUCAUCCCGUGCCGGACUCCAGUUCCCCGUCGGUCGUGUGCACAGGCUUCUCCGCAAAGGCAACUAUGCUCAUCGCGUCGGUGCCGGAGCUCCCGUCUACCUGGCGGCGGUGCUCGAGUACCUGACCGCUGAGAUCCUGGAGUUGGCUGGAAACGCCGCCCGCGACAACAAGAAGACCCGCAUCAUCCCUCGCCACCUGCAGCUGGCCGUCCGCAACGACGAGGAGCUCAACAAACUCCUCGGUGGCGUGACCAUCGCCCAGGGCGGUGUGCUGCCCAACAUCCAGGCCGUUCUUCUGCCCAAGAAGACCGAGAAACCCGCCAAGAAGUAAACCACCAACCUGCCUUCAGAACCCAAAGGCUCUUUUAAGAGCCACUCAAAUGUUCCCGAAAGUGCUACUUUCCUGUUUCUGAUUAAUAUCUUUAUGAGCGAGAAGGCAGUCCACACUGUUAAAAUAAAGUUUAU